UUCUUUGGAGAAUCACCAAGACAAAGAGAAAGGAGAUGACAGGCUCACUUGCAAGAGGAGCUCCCACUUUCAACUCCAUGUUUUUCAAGCCGAUGCUGCGAAAAAGCUACCACAAAACAGGAACAUCCGCCGAUACAAUACGCGAGAGUGCAGUGAAAUUAAACCCGGAAGAGGGCCUUUCUGCAAAGAGCCAAAGCCUGCAAAAUGGAAAUUGCUGGGUUCCCCAUGAAAAGACUGGAAUUUAUUAUCCCAAAGGCCAUGAAAAAGUUUUGGAAGAUGUUCCUCCUGAAGCUGCCAGAGAUAUUAUUGGAGUUAAUUGGUUCUCUGAUCAUUAAUCUUCUUCUUCAUUCUAUUUCUACUAUUAAACUAUGUUUAAGCCCUCUCUAUAUAUUUUGUGUUCUUGCCUUCUUAUUUUAUUUUCAACUUGAUCAUGCCUCUUAUUGUAUCAUGA
Pistacia vera is the source of this 451-nucleotide messenger RNA. RefSeq lists its product as uncharacterized. The transcript has 2 exons. The record is from RefSeq and is a predicted model, not a curated record. The coding region runs from base 36 to 335 and encodes 99 amino acids. NCBI's taxonomy places the organism in Eukaryota, Viridiplantae, Streptophyta, Magnoliopsida, Sapindales, Anacardiaceae.